Messenger RNA from Drosophila elegans, 3203 nucleotides. RefSeq names its product lysosomal alpha-mannosidase (gene LManI). NCBI's taxonomy places the organism in Eukaryota, Metazoa, Arthropoda, Insecta, Diptera, Drosophilidae. Gene Ontology annotation, cellular component: lysosome. Gene Ontology annotation, biological process: mannose metabolic process. Gene Ontology annotation, molecular function: carbohydrate binding; alpha-mannosidase activity. The record is from RefSeq and is a predicted model, not a curated record. The transcript has 6 exons. Bases 177 to 3143 code for a protein of 988 amino acids.
CCUAAAUGGAUUUUAAUUUGAUAAUCCCACUCAAGCUGUAGCGAUCGCAGUACAAGGUUUAUCGCUUCAAGUGGCACAUUGCUGGGGUCUAAGGAGUUGCCUCGUUUCUCGUUUCAUUUUAUUUCACUCAACAGUACCGAUAAGACCCCUCCGUGGAGCUCAGCAAAGCUACCGAAAUGGAAUAUUUCAGUAGCGUACCGGUUUUUAUCACGCUCUUUCUACUGAACACUGCGGCAUCCGAGGCUACCUGUGGGUUUAAGGCAUGCCCCGGCACGAAACAAAACAUGAUCAAUGUUCAUUUGGUUCCCCACUCGCACGACGAUGUCGGUUGGCUGAAAACGGUUGAUCAGUACUACUAUGGAAGUCAGAACAAGAUUCAGCACGCUGGAGUCCAGUAUAUUCUGGAUACGGUGGUCGAAGAACUCCUGAAGGAUUCGAAACGGCGUUUCAUUCAGGUGGAAACGUUCUUCUUUGCCAAAUGGUACGCCGAACAAACCGAAACAGUCCAGCGAGCUGUGAAGAAAUUGGUAGCAGAAGGACGACUUGAAUUCGCCGGAGGAGCUUGGAGUAUGAACGAUGAGGCCACGGUUAACUACCAAAGUGUAAUAGAUCAAUUUAAUUUGGGAUUAAGAUACUUAAAAGACAUUUUUGGGGAUUGUGGACGACCGAGCAUAGGUUGGCAGAUCGAUCCAUUUGGUCACUCCCGGGAAAUGGCCUCUAUAUUUGCUCAAAUGGGAUAUAAUGGCGAAUUUUUCGCUCGCAUGGAUUACGUCGACAAAAAGAAACGUAUGGAAGAGCAAGGAAUGGAGAUGAUUUGGCAAUCAAGCGAAUACCUUAAGAAUUCAAACAUUUUUACUGGCAUGCUUUACAAUCACUAUUCAUCGCCACCAGGUUUCUGCUUUGAUAUAAAUUGCCAGGAUGCUCCAAUAAUCGAUGGCGAGAGUUACGACAACAACGUGGACAAAAGAGUCAGUGAUUUCAUUGACUAUGUAAAGAAAAUGUCGAAGUCUUACCGAUCUACUCAUAUAAUGGUGCCCAUGGGAGACGACUUUCAGUACGAAGAUGCCGCAGUUAAUUUCAAGAACAUGGACAAACUGAUUAAGUACGUCAACGAUCGCCAAUCGGGGGGAUCUCAGGUCAACGUUUUCUACUCAACCCCUUCCUGCUAUCUCUACGAAUUGCACCAGUUGCAGCAAACGUGGCCCAACAAAACCGAAGAUUUCUUUCCCUACUCCAGUGACUCGCACUCCUACUGGACGGGAUAUUUUACGUCGAGACCCACGCAAAAACGCUUUCAUCGCGAUGGAAAUCAUUUCUUUCAGACGGUCAAGCAACUGAGUGUUCUGGCCAAUUUGACCAGCCCUCAGCAUGCGGAAGACCUUGAAAAUCUAAGCCAGGCCAUGGGAAUAAUGCAGCACCAUGAUGCUGUUACGGGCACCGAAAAGCAGGCUGUUGCCCGUGAUUACGAUCGUAUGUUGUACAAGGCAAUCGUUGGUGCCGAAAACAGUGCUCGCAAUGCCCUUCGAUCUCUGACCAAUCUGACCUCAGGGCAGUUUGAAAGUUGCCUGGAACUGAACAUAAGUGUUUGUGCAUUCACCCAGAAUAGUGCCAACAAUGUGGUUGUCACUCUGGUAAACCCAUUGGCUCAUACCUCAACCCAGUAUGUGCGUAUUCCGGUGGAAAACAAUAACUAUAUAGUCACCGACGAGAAAGGUCGUGAAGUAUCCUCGGAGGUAAUCCCCGUUCCUUGGCAAGUUUUGGCCAUAGAACACCGAUCGAAUGACACGCAACACGAGUUGGUUUUCCAAGCCACUGUUGGAAAGAUUGCCAACUUUUUAAUUCGUGUACUGCCUUCGCCAAAAAGUGUUGAUCAUGAGUAUUUCCCCAUAGGGAAAGUGAUGGAUGAGACCGACAUAUUGAUAGUGGAGAAUUCGCUCGUGAAACUCACUUUUGAUACAACUACGGGAGGCUUGAAAACCAUUACAAUGAAUGGCCUAACCGAAAACAUUCAGCAAAGUUUUGGCAUUUACAAGGGAUUUCGAGGCAAUAAUGGCGAAGCCAAAAACCGCUCAUCAGGGGCAUACGUCUUCCGACCGGAUGGAGGCAUUGAAAUACUGAGAAACAAGGCUGAUAUAUCCUUUUACAAUGGCACCAGAGUUAAGGAAGUCCAUCAGCAUGUGAACGAGUGGAUCUCCCAGGUAAUACGCCUUUACGAAGGAGUCAAUCGCGUGGAAUUCGAAUGGUUGGUCGGUCCGAUACCCACGGAUGAUGAGGUUGGAAAGGAGAUAAUCACUCGCUUCUCCAGCAAUAUAGCCUCCAAUGGUCGAUUUUACACCGACUCAAAUGGUAGGGAAAUGCUGGAACGCCAAAGAAACCAGCGGGAGCACUUCGAUCCCGAUAUGUCGGAGGCAAUAAGUGGCAACUACUACCCAGUGACCGGACAAAUAUCCCUGCAAGACGGCGAAAAGCGACUCACCCUGCUAAAUGACCGAGCUCAGGGAGGAGCCAGCUUGGAGGACGGAGAAUUGGAGCUGAUGCUUCAUCGACGGCUUCUGAGUGACGAUGCUUUUGGUGUUGGCGAGGCCCUAAAUGAGACCCAGUAUGGAACUGGUUUGAUUGCAAGGGGAAAGGUUCAUUUGAUUCUCGAUGUGGCAACAGAAAAACCAAAUCACGCAGAGAGACUGGUUCAGCAUGAGUUGGACCAACACUUUUGGAAGUUCUUCAGCAAAUCCAAUAGCGUACCCCAUGUAUAUAAGGACAUGAUUCCCGAUUUUACAGACUUCCCUCAGUACGUCGAACUACUUUCUUUUGAACAAUAUUCAAAGGAACAAAUAUUGAUACGAGUGGAGAACUUUAACACCAAUGGAAACGUAGUUAGCUUUAACCUAUAUCCCCUCUUCACUUCCUUGAGUGGUUACCAGAUUUGGGAGACCACUUUGGAUGGAAAUAUGAAGCUGAUCGAUAUGAAGAGAUUCAAAUUUAAUCAAGAUGGCUCUGGUAGUAUUCCUUCCUACGUUGAAUAUUUCUACGCUCCACAUAGCCCGAUGUCGGCUGAUUCUACGAUGGAUGCUUCCGAAUUCGUUGUCACACUGGUGCCAAUGCAAAUUCGUACGUUCAUCAUCCUACAAAAAACUAUUUCAUAAUGAAUGUAUCAAACAAUUGCUUUCCCAAAAUAAACCAAGAAAUAUUGAUUAAAAACUUUA